Molecule: messenger RNA, 1319 nt
Organism: Capsaspora owczarzaki ATCC 30864
Lineage: Eukaryota; Filasterea; Ministeriida; Capsasporidae
Exons: 3
Coding region: 51-569 (172 amino acids)
Biological process (GO): lysosome localization
Cellular component (GO): BORC complex
Source: RefSeq, a predicted model, not a curated record
UUUAUCAUACUUGCCUAUCUAUUCAGUCCAACAGAAACACACACAACAAAAUGACAGACGAGCUGUCUGGACAAGCACCUCCACCACCGCCAUUGGACGCGAGCACCGUGUUUGCCAACAAGAUUACUUCGGGCAUCGAUCACGGCGCCGUCAAUGACAUGCUACGGCAGCAGCGGCUAAUACUCGGUCGCUUUGAGCGGACGAACGCGCGGCUGUCCCGCUUCAACGAGCAUCUGGACAGCGUGCUUGGAGCUCACACUGCUCGGUUCAAGUCAUACACACACCAGCUGGUGGACGCCAAGAAAGACCUCGAGUCCAUCUUUCGUCGAAUCCGCGCAUUGCGGGCCAAGCUCACUCAGCAGUAUCCCGAGGCCUUCUUUGGACUGGAGAUGCCCGGCAACAUUUCAGAUGACGACGAUGAUGAUUAUGGCGACGAGGACGAAGAGCACGACCCAAGGUCGAAGACGGCUGCGCGACCACAACACCCAGUCGAGCAGGAAUCAGCCGCGACCGAGUCAAGCGAGGUGGCCGCUCCAGCCGAUGAUGGUGCUGCGCCUGAUUCGGCUUGAGAACUGCCGAGGGCCACUUUGGCACACCCAACACCAGACCAAACGCUGUUCAUUCGAGUUGAACUUCAUGCUAACACUUUCAACACACUUCUUCAGCCUUCCAAUCCCGCCGAAAGCCUUCGGAAUCGCGCCAUCAACCUUACAUAACGAGUGACCUUCGAUCUGGAACUUUGACACGCCGACAGAUUCCUUGUUCAGUUUGCAGGUUGUUCGAGUUCCGACAUCUCAAUGAAUUGCACGGCGCUCUGGCAUCUUCCAGCCGCUCUUCUUGCUGUUCAAAAGCUGCUCUCUGCUCUUCCAACCCCCAUGUCAUUAUCAUCUGUAUUAUAGUCCUCCGAGCCCUUCCAACUGCUCAGCUGCAGCGUCUUCCCAUGAUUCGCAAACAUUGAAUCACUUCAACUCCGUUCACGCCAGUCGCUCCCGCGCUUACAAAGUCCAGAUAAAUUUAGAACAAGCUCAGUGCUUGCCUCAUUGUUUCUUGGUUUUGUUCAUCCCUUCCAAGUGUCGUCGUGGCAGGAGGAACAGUGGAGAGCUGACAUAACGCGCCAGCGCGGCACUUUUUGUGAGUGUUCGCUUUUUGGUGGUGUAUUCCUCGUGCAUGCAGCCGGCCGUGCUGUCUUUGAGAUGUGUUUUCCGAGCAGCUACACGUCGUUGGUGUUGGUCUGUGGAUUUUUGCUCGCCGUCCUUUUGCGAAACAACUGCUUUUGAAGCAGUUUCCAAAUCCGAAUCGCAGCCAUUUCUCAUUUUGAU